Messenger RNA from Trypanosoma theileri, 651 nucleotides. RefSeq lists its product as uncharacterized. NCBI's taxonomy places the organism in Eukaryota, Euglenozoa, Kinetoplastea, Trypanosomatida, Trypanosomatidae. Bases 1 to 651 code for a protein of 216 amino acids. The transcript has a single exon. The record is from RefSeq and is a predicted model, not a curated record.
AUGCUUAGAAGAGUUGUUUCUGGUAGUAUUCCUGUGGCUAAAAUAGCAGUCUUGUUAAGCAGAAGAAAUAUCUCAACAGAGUCUAAAGACCUCACAAGUACAGGUCGACCGCAACAACCACAGCCACCAGCUGUUCCACAUAAUGAACCAAUUCUUCCAAUGGACUUUAGCCCACAUAUUGAGUGGUUUGAGUACCCAAAAGAGAUAUUUGAUCCAAAGUACCCGUAUACACGUGAGGAAAGUAUUCGAAUGACAGAAGAAUCUUGGGAAAGUACAAUGGAUGAAAUGGCUAGUAGGUAUGGUAUGCGACUUAACAUGUCUACAAAACCAACAUUUUGGUUAGCAUGGAGUAUAAUGGUUUUUUAUUCAUGGUAUACACUUUGGGGAUGUUAUCGAGCUAUGGGUACAGAACCUGGAUGGUCACAUUUUCGUAAUAUUGUUCUGAGUCAACCAAAUGUUCCUACACUAGAAGAAGAUGAUAUUUAUCUAGAUCAAUGGAUUCGGCCAGAGAUUCGUGAGAAACAUGCCAAAUAUGAAAGAUUCUGGAAUUGGAAACCAUUAGUAAAACGUGAUGGGGCACAAACAAGUUGGAAGAUUCCCAUGCAAUAUCAGGAUGAAUCAGAAUGGAGACAUAUGACAAGUGAAAACUAA